Labrus bergylta (ballan wrasse) is the source of this 1610-nucleotide messenger RNA. RefSeq names its product glutaredoxin 3 (gene glrx3). Gene Ontology annotation, cellular component: cytosol; nucleus. The record is from RefSeq and is a predicted model, not a curated record. Lineage: Eukaryota; Metazoa; Chordata; Actinopteri; Labriformes; Labridae. Gene Ontology annotation, biological process: intracellular iron ion homeostasis.
AUGGCGAAUCUCGUGGAGGCAACAACCCAACAGCAGUUUGAAGAUUUCUUGGCCGCUGGGAAAUGCCUGACUGUGGUGCAUUUCCAGGCGGCGUGGGCUCCGCAGUGCGAGCAGAUGAACGUGGUUAUGGCGGAGCUGGCGAAGGCGCAGGCGCACACCACGUUCGUGAAGCUGGAGGCGGAAGCGGUGCCCGAGGUGUCGGAGAGGUACGAGAUCGCCUCCGUGCCCACUUUCCUUUUCUUCAAAGCCGGGGAGAAAGUGGACCGCCUGGACGGGGCAAACGCGCCGGAGCUGACCAAGAAGGUGACCCGCUUGGCGGUCGCGGGCAGCCCGGGUGAAGAGAGCCCCGCGGAUUCGAACCAGCGGCUGAAGAAGCUCAUCAACGCGGCCCCGUGCAUGCUGUUCAUGAAGGGCUCCGCGCAGGACCCCCGCUGCGGCUUCAGCAGACAGAUAGUGGCCCUGCUCAAGACGCACGGCAUCCAGUUCAGCAGCUUUGACAUUUUGUCCGAUGAAGAGGUCCGACAGGGGCUGAAGGCUUACUCCAACUGGCCCACUUACCCUCAGCUGUACGCCAAUGGAGAGCUGGUGGGAGGUCUCGACAUCGUGAAGGAGCUGGCCGAGUCUGGAGAGCUGGAGAACACCUGCCCGAAGGCUGUCACCCUGGAGCACCGCUUGAAGACCGUCAUCAACAAGAGCUCGGUCAUGCUGUUCAUGAAGGGCAACAAGGAAGGUGCGAGAUGUGGCUUCAGCAGGCAGACUCUGGAGCUUUUGAACGACACCGGGGUGGAUUAUGACACCUUUGAUAUCCUGCAGGACGAAGAGGUGCGUCAGGGGCUCAAGACUUACUCUAACUGGCCAACCUACCCCCAGCUUUAUGUGAAAGGAGAGCUGAUCGGAGGUCUGGACAUACUUAAGGAGCUGAAGGAGAGUGGAGACCUGGUGUCAGUCCUGAAGGGGGAGUCGUAGGUGGGUUUUUGCACUGCCAUCAGAGAAGAGGUGGGAGUGGGGGGGGGUCACCAGGUGUCUACUGCACAUGCCCAGAUCGAUCCCCAGCCACUGCUGUAACACUGCACCAGGGGCGGGAUGUGAAAGAAAAAGUUAAAAUAAGAGGUUACAUUUAACAAUCAACUAAGUCACUCUAUGACUCACUGCUGUAGCACUUGACUAGGUUCUUUAAAGUCAACACUGUUAAUGAUUUUAACAACGACAGCUGUCUUUUUGGUUUGCACUCUGAAACAGGAGCAGUGUAGAUUUAAAAAAAAUGAAAGAGCAAUCUAUGUGGCAGACAUCCAUUAAUGAGUCCCUGUCUGACUUGGACCAUAAAUUUUAAAAACAGCAAGCUCUAUUGUCUAAUACGGGUUACAUCUGUCCUUUCAGUACUCACUUUUUCCUGCUUUAUAUUAAGUAAACAGUUUAUAUCUGGACUGGAAUAGCCUCUGUCAUUCAUGCAGUCGUGUCCGGCUCCUGUCCAUGCUUACCUCCCUUUAUAGUCAGAGAAACAGUAUUUAGCUAAAUCCAGAGUCACUCUAGUUUGCAUACUUAGAACAGAUUCUAUGUUGCACUUAUUGAUACUUUGUUCAUCAUUAACAUGAUUAAACAAUGAAGAAAAG